This is a messenger RNA of Protobothrops mucrosquamatus (brown spotted pit viper), 4260 nucleotides long. RefSeq names its product nuclear factor of activated T cells 1 (gene NFATC1). Gene Ontology annotation, cellular component: transcription regulator complex. Gene Ontology annotation, biological process: regulation of transcription by RNA polymerase II; calcineurin-NFAT signaling cascade; cytokine production. NCBI's taxonomy places the organism in Eukaryota, Metazoa, Chordata, Lepidosauria, Squamata, Viperidae. The transcript is spliced from 10 exons. Bases 1 to 2436 code for a protein of 811 amino acids. The record is from RefSeq and is a predicted model, not a curated record. Gene Ontology annotation, molecular function: RNA polymerase II cis-regulatory region sequence-specific DNA binding; transcription factor binding; DNA-binding transcription factor activity, RNA polymerase II-specific.
AUGAGCGGCCUGGAGGAAGAUCCAGAGUUUGAUUUCGAUUUCCUCUUCGAGUUUAACCAGAGCAACGAGGCUGCCGGCGGCAAAGAACAUUAUAACUAUGCAUCUUCAAAUAUAAAUUCAACUUUGCCUCUAAAUGUGGCACAUUCUUCACUGCCAACUCCAUGUCACGGCCUUCAAACGUCUAUUCCAGUCAUUCCAAAUGUCUCAUCAGCUAAUCAUCUUUCAGGUUAUGGAGGGCAUGCUGACAAUAGCACUGCUGGAUAUUAUUUGGCUCCAAGUGUCAGACCUAAUGGAGUGCCAGCAUUAGAAAGUCCUAGAAUUGAAAUAACCACCUACCUAGGGCUGCAUCAAAACAAUAAUCAGUUCUUCCAUGAAGCUGAGAUUGAUGAAUCCACCCAAAACACAAAGAGAUCGCCUUCUACCGCUACUUUGAAUUUACCAAACAUUGAGGCUUACAGGGACCCAUCUUGUCUGAGCCCUGCCAGUAGCCUGUCUUCCAGAAGUUGUAAUUCAGAAGCAUCUUCCUAUGAAUCAAAUUAUUCCUAUCCUUAUACUUCACCCCAGACAUCUCCUUGGCAAUCGCCCUGCGUAUCGCCCAAGACCAAUGAAACUGAGGAGAGGUAUCAGCGAAGUUUAGUUCCCUGCACACUCCUUAAUUCACCCCGACAUUCUCCUUCCACGUCUCCCAGAACAAGUAUUACUGAAGAAAACUGGCUGAGCUCUCGCAACUCUAGACCAUCAUCUCCCUGUAAUAAGAGAAAAUACAGUUUGAAUGGCAGACAGACAUCCUACUCUCCACAUCACUCCCCAACUCCUUCUCCCCAGAAUUCUCCAAGGGUUAGUGUGACUGAUGAGACAUGGUUGGGAAACACUAACCAAUAUACCAGUUCAGCCAUUGUCGCAGCAAUCAAUGCCCUCACUACUGACAGCACAAUAGAUAUGAAUGAUGGAAUUCCUAUCAAGUCUAGGAAAACUGCAAUAGAUCACACUCCCUCCAUGGCACUCAAGACUGAGCCUAGUGGAGAUGAUCAGGGGACCAUAUCACCGAUUACCGAUUUAUCACCAGAAGAAUUUCCUGGGUUCCAGCACAUCAGGAAAGGAAGCUUCUGUGAUCAGUAUCUUUCAGUUCCGCAGCAUCCCUAUCAGUGGGCCAAAUCAAAGCCUUUGUCCCCAACAUCAUACAUGAGCCCAUCUCUGCCUGCCUUGGAUUGGCAGUUGCCAUCUCACUCAGGACCUUAUGAACUUCAGAUUGAAGUGCAGCCGAAGUCCCAUCACCGAGCCCAUUAUGAGACGGAAGGCAGUCGAGGAGCUGUCAAGGCGUCUGCUGGGGGACAUCCAGUGGUGCAGCUACAUGGUUACUUAGAAAGUGAACCACUCACACUACAGCUGUUCAUUGGGACUGCAGAUGACCGCCUGCUGCGGCCCCAUGCCUUCUAUCAAGUUCAUCGGAUUACAGGGAAGACUGUUUCCACAACCAGCCACGAAACCAUACUUUCCAACACCAAAGUCUUGGAAAUUCCACUUUUACCUGAAAACAACAUGAAAGCAAUCAUUGACUGUGCUGGAAUACUGAAACUUAGAAAUUCAGACAUUGAACUGAGAAAAGGAGAAACUGACAUUGGGAGGAAAAAUACACGAGUUCGGCUGGUCUUCCGUGUUCAUAUCCCUCAACCUAAUGGGAGAACCCUUUCUUUGCAAGUGUCUUCCAACCCUAUUGAAUGUUCCCAAAGAUCUGCUCAGGAACUGCCUCUGGUUGAAAAGCAGAGCGUUGAUAGCUAUCAUGUGAUGGGUGGGAAGAAAAUGAUUCUGAGUGGACACAACUUUCUUCAAGACUCUAAAGUGAUAUUUGUGGAGAAGGCUCCAGAUGGUCAUCAUGUGUGGGAAAUGGAAGCCAAAACUGACAAAGAGUUGUGUAAGCCAACUUUAUUAGUUGUUGAGAUUCCACCAUUCCGCAAUCAGAGAAUUACAAGUCCUGUUCAAGUCAAUUUCUAUGUUUGUAAUGGAAAGAGAAAGAGAAGCCAGUACCAACUUUUCACCUAUCUUCCUGCUAAUGUUCCAAUUAUAAAAACAGAACCCACUGAUGAGUACGAGUCUGCUCAAACCUGUGGACCAAGGAGCCAUGGAUUAAGCCCUCUCUCCAAACCGUAUUACAGCCAGCAGAUCAUGAUGCCUCCUGAUCCUGGCUCGUGCCUUGUAGCUGGCUUCGCUUCCUGUCAGCAGAGAAACACUGUGAUGUCAUCAUCUCCCAGCUCUAGUCCUAAGCUGCAUGAUCUUUCCUCUCCUGCUUACAAGUGCAUCACCAACCCAGGCCAUAAUCAUCUAGGACUUCAGCAGACGGCUGGAGGUGUCCCCACCAUACAGGAAGUGCCAAGGUCUAUUGUUGUGCACCCAAGCUCUCCUGAUCAGUCAUCUCACAUCAUGCUGCAGCCGCAGUAAAUGAGAUAAUAAGGAAUGAUCUUUCCAGCACCCAUGUCCACUAACAAUUGGUCAGCUACAAGUUUAGCUGAGAUAUCCACAUCAAAUAAUUGGAAGAUAAUCCCCGGUACCAUUCUAGUCUUCCAUUUUGUUGACUGUUUGGAGCUGACAAUUACCUCUUCUCUUUGUCUAUGCAUAUAUAUAUAUAAAGGAACUGGUUGACUUCAGCUAAGAAAUGCCUCCUUUUAAAAAUCAUCUCAAGGAAAAUGGAGGAAAUGAAUACAGUGUGGAGUAUUUUUAUGGUUAAAAUAGGAAAUGUGAUAAAACUGAUAACCAAUCUCAAAAACUGAUUUUGUUUCUUUCGGGCUCUACUGGACAACAACCCUGGAAGUGCCUUAUUUUGUUAGUUUGUGGCAUCAGGGAAUUGUAUUGGCAGUGUUGAAGUCGUUGCCAUCCAAAGUGUUUCUCGGCACAGAAACUGUCAAUUGGUAUAGAUAGAGGAACCCUAUUGAAAGUAAACUAAUGUGUCUGAAUUCCAGGUUUUUUUUCUUCCAAUUUUCUCUCUUGAACUGUAUUUGACAUCCUGCUGCCUUAUUCAUGGUGCAUUUUUAAACCAAAAUUCUCAUCUCAGCUGUACAUUUUCAGCCAUUCUCAUUUCUUUCCUUAGGUAUUGUAGAACAAUUAGUAAUACUAGCUUGUCAAUAUAUUGACUUCUCUUUGGUUUCAGCAUAGCACAAGGUAACUGAGCAGCACAAAAUAUUAAGGUUGAUGGACAAAAAACAUUUGAAGAAAUCUAACUUUUGCUCAACUGAUUGAUGUAUAUGCAUGUAGCGACCUAGCAUAUACGCAUGCAUAUUGUGCGUAUACGCGUGUGUGUGUACACAUACACAAACAUAAUAUGUUUAGUAUAUUUAGUUGCCUUUUGAAAGUUUUGAAUUUAGCAAUAAUUUCUGCUUCUAGGAAUGCAGUCCAGAUCCCAAGAAAUGCCGUUUUUGUUUUUGUGAAGUUGUUUUGUUUUAGGUAGUUCUGAUUUUUUUUUUGUCUCACGCUGAUAAGCAAGCACUUUAGACAAUGGAGAAGGAUGUGUAUCAAAUAUGCAUAAAUUCCCAAAUGACAAAGAAUGGGUUAAAGCAAUUGUAAAUACCGCUACUGAAGAAUGUAAAAUAUUUGUUCAGUUAUAAGAUGAUUAUUCCACUGAAGCCUUAUAACUCUCUGCUAAAUGUACAACAAAUAUUACCAAAAACAAAUGUUUUAAUAUGCAGCCCUGUAUAUUAUGAUUUCGGAAUACAGUAGUUUCAUGUUAAUAGAUACAAAUAAACUUAAGCAAGUAAUAUAGUGUUUAGCAUUGUAUUUUGUACAACCAUGUUACAUGUAGCUAGUAUAUUCAUUCACAUAUAUGGAAAAAGCAUGGCUUCAUUUUUAAAGCAUCUUAACAUUAAUAUUGUGCCUUAGGAAAUACGUGUGACCUGUGCCACAGGAAUAGAAGUGGCAACUAAGUGCACUGUACAGUUAAUGGAAACUCAACCGGUUUCACAAAAAGGUGAAACAGUCCUAACUAUUUAGAAAUAUUACAUAAUCUGUACAAUUAUGUCUUACUUCCUUUUUUAGAAAAAAAAAGCCAUAUUUGUAACAUUUGCACAUUACUGUGAAAGUAUAAGGAUAUAAUAUGGCUGUAUGUAAAUAUUAUGUUAGUUGGCUGAUUUUGCAACUGUUUAGCAAACCAUUUAUCUUGUACUUAGCUUUGAGGGGGAUGCAUGCAUAACUUCUAAAUGUGAUAUCAUGUAUAGCUACAGCUAAACUUGUAGCUGGAAAAAAAUCCAAUAAAGCACAACUUUCUGCAGAAAG